Penicillium lagena is the source of this 447-nucleotide messenger RNA. RefSeq lists its product as uncharacterized. The coding region runs from base 1 to 447 and encodes 148 amino acids. The transcript is spliced from 2 exons. Lineage: Eukaryota; Fungi; Ascomycota; Eurotiomycetes; Eurotiales; Aspergillaceae. The record is from RefSeq and is a predicted model, not a curated record.
AUGGUAGCAAUGGAGCCUGAACUCGAACAAAACUUCCGCCAUAAUUCAUUAAUUGGAGAAGAGAACCGAUUACUUACAUGGGAAUCCGAGGACACUCACUCCAAUCCGUCCGUUGGGUCUUCAAUGAUCCCAUCAGAAACAAGUGAAGAUCGCGACUUUGUCGUGUCUGAUACAGAUAAAUUGUCAUACGUUUCUCACAAUUCCUCGGAACCUUUCGAUUCAUAUUAUUUUUGUCAGGAAGGAUGGGAUAAAACUAGUGUCAAUGAGGUAAGCGGUUCUCUUUCCAUUACUUUACGAUUGCUGACGGAAGGAUUCAUGAUAGCCGGGAGAGAAAAUUCCCAUAAAAACCGUCAUUCAACGAUCAGUGAACCGAGAUGGGCAUCAGGUGGUCCAGUAUCUUGUUCUGUGGUAUUCUUGGGAGGAGAACCCAGUUUGAAUUUGGCUUGA